GCGAGCCAGUUUGCUUCCGUGGCAGAAACGAGUUUAGAGUCGGGUCAGUCCAGUACAAUCGCCCAGCCGGUUCGGAUCACGCUGAAUAGUCUGUGUGGAACAGCGGAAAAGAGCAUUUUGCGGGCUUGUACGCAGGCCCACGAGGUUCCAGCGAGAGCAGCUUUUGCCCACCGAGCAGUCUUGAACAUCUGCUGGAAGCCAUUUUGUACACAUCCCUCGCAGGAAUUCUCAAAACAAACUUAUUGGCCCAAGAGAAAGGCAGAAAUCUGCCCAGUUUAAGAAGCCAGGGAGUGAACAAGUUGUCCACAUCAAAGAUAAGAUAGCAGGUUACUGUUUUCAUAGGGACUUGGUUGCCCUUUGAAGGCGGGAUUGGGGUGAAUUCGUGGGAUCACUGUCUUGACCCUCCACAAGGGACUUUGAGUUUACUGUCUCCAUACUGCUGAAAAGUGAUUAGUGAAGCCCAGUGAAUUUUGAUUGAUUGUAUCCCCGCGGCAUGGCUAAAGCAGCCUAACGAUGGUUCGAGGCACUUUCACGCCUGCCAACGCCAAACCAAUCCACAAUUGUACAACUACAUCCAGUAUCACAAUCAGCAACAGCUUCAGAGACAACAGCAGUUGCAAUACCAACAACUCCAAUAUCAGCAGUACCUGCGGCUUCAGGAGCAGAGAGCGGAUUUCCAUCGGAACUGUCCUUCCUCCGCUCCAGGAAGUGGUAGUUUGUCAGUGCCGCAUCGACGACCUUUCCGUAACCAAGCCAUGAGCUCACAAGGAAUCAAAAUAGAGAAUGAAAAUUCUCUUGACUUUGAUACCAACUCUCUCAUGUUCGAUUUGAACGAAUUGCUGAAACGCGACCCUGAUCUUACCUCGCUUCAGCCCGUUAAAGAGGAAUCCAAUUACUUCAACUCUUCAGCUUUGCCCAUCCCUCCCAAGAGAAGCCCCCUACAUAAUCCAAUGUUGGAACAGGGCCUUUUUAGUGAGCUGGACGAUGUUCUCGCCACGUCAGUUAGCUCCCCAACUAGUGUUAAUGCCUUUGGAUCCUCGGUGGGAUCCAGUGCCAGCCCAGCUUUGACCUCCACCUCACCCUCUUUAUAUGCUCCGACGUCGACUCCCACUUUUGGGUUUUCAGGGCCUGUGCCAAACGUGACCAUUCCAAGGAACUCCUCAUUGGUGAAAAUGGAGUGCGAUUUCGACCAAAGCGAUGAUCAGUCGCAACCCACAUUAACCAUGCUUAAUAGCGCCGAGAUGAGCGAAAAUAGCUUGCUCAAGCUUGAACUGAACGACCUUGAUGUGGACUUCAACCAGUACUUCAUCAACGAUUCCUCUCGGGAUGUGUCCUUUGGUGCUCCACCUUACACAAGUACGAGUCAGAGUAAGAACAUUUUGCGACCAUCUACGAGCACCACGAGGGAGGGAGGAGGCAAGCCCAUCUCAUCAAGUAUUGGAGUAGCUUCUUCACAAACACCGUCUUCCCAAGGCUCGAAUUUCAUUCAAGGCAAUGAUGAUCAAUUUCCGUUUGCAACCUCAUCCUACAGCAGUCAAUCUGGUGGGACCACUUUUGGAUCCAAAGACCUUUUGUCCUCAUCCGUGCCCGCCAACAUAUUCCAGAACAGCCCUCUAAGUGAUAUCCUCAGUGACUUCACCAGCACGUGUGGGACAAAUACCUCUCAAGCUACGUCCUCCUCGACAAGAGUGAGUCCAUCCGUAAGUCCCCAUCUCCCGAGCCAUUCUCCAUCCCAUGCCGGACCCGAACGAACACAUCAUUCUCAGCUACACAAACUCUUGCUUCGGCGAGAACAUCCAGUUGGCUCACGACCCUCACCCGUGCGCUCACCGGAGAGCCGACAACAGAAAGCCACCUUGGAACGAAUCCGUACUAAUCUCUCGGCUUCCAACCCUCUCCUCACUCAGCAACUCUCCAAGUCCGCACCAAACCAGCAAUCAUUCCUCGAGAAGGUCAUGUGGGCACGUCGAGAGCCUCGCCAACACAUCAGCUCGGUCUGCUCCGUGGGCAAUGAAUCUUCCAUCGCUGACGAGGUUAGUGAAGUGCUCAGUGGGAUCAGCCCCAGCGACUUGCCUGAUAUUGAGAGCGACGACGAGGAAUCCCAAAUGGAUGAAAAUCAGGAGGGUGACACCUCUGACGAGGAGGACAGUGAUGACGAAGACGGCGGACAAGGGUCGAGCGCCGGAAGCAAGAAGAAAGAACGGCACUUCUGGCAGUACAAUGUUCAGGCCAAGGGUCCCAAAGGACAGAAAAUCGUGGUCGAAACAAAAAUCGAAGAUCCCCACCAUCUGAAUGAAAUCGUGGAUCCCGUGUUUAGUGGGAAUGUGCAAAUGCAAGGAAUCAAACACAGUGGUAAGGCCAGACGUGGCGACGGUAACGACCUGACGGCCAACCCAAAGAAAUUGGCUGCUAUUGGUAGAGAAUUGGACCAGUUGAGCAGAGUGAUCAAUGAUCUGACACCUCCAAGUGAGAUGCCAUUCAAUACCAGAUGCAAGAGCCGAAAAGAGAAGAACAAAAUGGCCUCGAGAGCUUGCCGCCUGAAGAAGAAGGCCCAACACGAGGCCAACAAACUGAAGUGUUAUGGCCUCGAGGAAGAGCAUCAUGACCUGUCCGUUAUGAUAACGAGAGCCCGAGAAAUCCUGAGACUGAAGGUUGAUGGCACCAACUCAAACAACCUUCAAGCCGACCUGACGAACGAAAUGGAUGCACUGAUCAAGAAAUCAGCCAAGAAUCGGGUCGCUGGCCACACUACGGAAUAUGUGAACCGAAAGAUUGAGCCGUACAUGAAGGACUCGUGAUCGACGGGAUGAUGUUUGAACUUGAAUGUGGCGUCAUGCCAUUCCUGCUGAUGUGUAUCGACCAGGCUGUGAAUGAUUUCGUCCUUGUUAUCAUCCCUAUUUUUCAAUGUUCAGUUACUUUGUUCACGACGUACCCUUUUUCUCGCCCUUAUUUUACAUUCUCCAUAGCAUAGCCCGUAUAUUCACGCCCUCUUUUGCAGCAUCAUUAGUGGUCAAAUGUGACAGUGUUUCUGUAACAGCCAAUGUGCGUGUGAGUCGAAUCUAAUGAAUAUGAACGAAAAUUGACCCAGAGCUCAAAAAAUUCCGACCCAUCUUCGCAUAUGCCUGUAGUUUAUUUCAUCCGCCUCCUCAUUGCUAAGCUACCUACCAACCUUCAUUAUGAACUACCCUAACAUGACCGGCCCAUAUCUCUCACCCAAUUCCUGUUCUGUCGUCCCUUCCUAAGCGUACAAAACAUGCAAUGUUUAGUGUCCUUUAUAAUUACUUCAACAUACCUCUUUCUUCUCCUCCACCACUCCACCUUGACCAUGAUGUUUUAGACAGGUUCACUAUUUCACUGUUGUACGGUAAUAGUUAGCUUCGACGAAUACAAUCUGAUUGACUGAA
This is a messenger RNA of Tigriopus californicus, 3404 nucleotides long. RefSeq names its product protein CREBRF homolog (gene REPTOR). Bases 756 to 2798 code for a protein of 680 amino acids. The record is from RefSeq and is a predicted model, not a curated record. Gene Ontology annotation, cellular component: nucleus. Gene Ontology annotation, molecular function: RNA polymerase II transcription regulatory region sequence-specific DNA binding; DNA-binding transcription factor activity, RNA polymerase II-specific. Gene Ontology annotation, biological process: response to unfolded protein; regulation of transcription by RNA polymerase II. Lineage: Eukaryota; Metazoa; Arthropoda; Copepoda; Harpacticoida; Harpacticidae. The transcript has 5 exons.